AUGGCGUCCAGAGCUCAGGACCUGAAACUGGCUCUUACCCGGACUAAAGUCAAGAUCAGGGGCCUGGAGAAGCAGGUGCACAGGGAGAUUGGUCCAGAGACCGGUCCAGACUGUGGUCCAGCUCUGAGUCCAGAUCCGGGUUCAACAUGGAUCUCCAAAGAACUGCGCGACUCAUUGGUAGAUAUGUACAAAGCUAACCCUCGCGUGAACGAGGAACUGCGACACAGACUUCCUUCUCCUGGACGCAGCCCCAGGAGCCCCCUACCCCUGUCCCCCAGGAGCCCCCCUAGGAGCCCCCCCAGGAGCCUCCCCAAGAGCCCCCCGAGGAGCCCUAAAGCCCCAAUCCAGAUCCAGAGCCGCAGUCCUCCACGCAGUCCAGGCAGCCACAGAUCUGUGAUCAGCCCGGACCACACCUGUCCCCCAGCUCCCCCGUCUCCCCCAAGAUCAUCUGCCUCCCCCAUCAGGAAGUCCCCCUCAGGACCCAGACACGGACUGAAGCUCGGACCCUUCACGAUGGAGGUGGACCUUAAAUCUGCACCUGACAGGAUGGAGCCUUCGACCAAUCAGGGAGCAGCAUUUCAGGGCCGCGACAAAAACAUCACAUUUCUGCUGAAGGAGCUGGACUCUCUACGAGACCUCAACACCAAGCUCCAGGAGCAGCUGUUGCAGAAGGAGAAGGAGCUUCAAGAGAAAGAGCAGGACGACCCUCAGACCCGGAUGGAGCAGGAGAUAUGGACCAGGACCACAGAGGUGGUGGAGCAGCUGAUGGAGGCACAGAAGCGGCGCGAACAGGCGAUGAUGUCACGGCUGCGCUUGGCCAAUGAGGAGCGAGAUCAGGCCCUGCUCACCGCCCAAAGACUGACAGAGGCCGCGGCCAAUCACUUCUCUGUGGAUCCAGACUCUGUGGAGGACUGUGACCUGGACGUCCUGGAGCUGUUGGACCAUGUGUGCACUGCAGACUCUGUCCAGCAGAUGGGGCAGUUUGGUUCAGUCCUGGUGCAGCGUGUGAGGUCGGCAAGGCAACGCAGGAGUGACAUAACCGCACAGGAAAUGAGCGCCGUGAUGGACGAGCGGGACCUCAACGCUGCCAAGGUGAAACGUCUGGAGGAAGAGCUCAGAGAGCUUCGACUGCUUCAGGCGGAGCUGGUGAUGCUGCAGAGAGAGAGAGACGCUGGUGUGGACGAGCGGCGGCGUCUGGAGGCGGAGCUGCGGGAGCUCAAAGUCAAUCACAAACGCUCAGUAGCCCCGCCAACUGCGCAGCCCACUGAGGAUGCCACUGCCUUGUCGCUUCCUGAUGACGUCACCGCACUACAGCAGCAGCUUAUGAUGAUGUCGCAGCAGAAGCAGAGCUCGGAGGUGGAGCUUGUUCAGGCCAAUGAGAAGAUCCAGAGGUUGGAGCGACUGGUGGAGGUUUUGAGGAAGAAGGUUGGAACAGGAAGUGCUCGCGCCAUUGUCUAA
Molecule: messenger RNA, 1458 nt
Organism: Knipowitschia caucasica
Lineage: Eukaryota; Metazoa; Chordata; Actinopteri; Gobiiformes; Gobiidae
Source: the annotation of a GenBank genome assembly